UGAUUCCAAGUAAUUGCACCAAUUGUUUGAAACUCGCACUCGCAUCGAUUUCGGCCUGUUUGCACCGAAUUAUUCACGAGAAACCCAUCAAGUGGUUGUAGCUGGCUGAAGUUCCACUAGGCGAUAGUUUUUCUCAAUAUUUUGCGGUUUUUACAAGAUGUCUGAUACUGUUUUUACUCGCAUUUCUCUAUAGGUGAUUUACAAUGGUCUGCUAACUGUCUAAACACAGCCACUGUCGAUUUUUUUCUUGUUAUGGAUGGUAGCAAUAAGGAAUUCUAAAACAAUAAACUAAACCCAAAAUCUGUAAGAUAAUAAUUUUUAUGCCUUAACUAUACAAACGCUUUGAGUAACAAAUAACAGCUUCUUAGUAAAAAAUAAUCGGUGUGUUUGAUGUUAACUUUGUGAUAAAUCUGGGAUUUAACAGUAGUAUUCUCGAAAAGACUGACACACAGUAGAGCUCAAUAUUUGCAAAACUUAGUCGGUAAUGGUAAACUGGAGCCGAGUGGAAAAUGUCUAAAACCAUUAAUGCCUAUAGGAUCAAGAAGAUCGAAAGUCUGGGGAAGAUGACCGCCAUGACGCAGGAGGAAAUCGUGGCGGCCGUGCGAACCGUCGCUCAAGGUUUAGAGGCUCUGCGCAGCGAACAUGCCGGUCUUCUGCACAGCAUGACUCCGGAUGCUCCUGAGGCUCAAGAACGCCAGACUUUGGUCCAUCAGAGUCAGGAGAUGAUUGAGCUUGGACUUGGAGAAGCACAGGUGAUCAUGCACUUGGCAAAUCACUUGCAAAUAGUGGAAGCUGAGAAGCAAAAAUUGCGCGCCCAAGUGCGUCGAUUAGUGCAGGAAAAUGCCUGGCUUCGAGAUGAGCUGGCCUCCACUCAGCAAAGGCUUCAAGCCAGCGAACUGGCAGUGGCUCAGCUGGAAGAGGAAAAACGCCACCUGGAAUUCAUGCGCUCGGUAUGCAAGUACGAUCAGGACCAAGAGGACGGCCAAGGAGGCGAUGGAAGAUCGGAAAAAACGGAUCUGGUAGUCGAUUUGUUCCCGGAUGAUCAAGAUGAUGAACGAAACAAUAUGUCACCCACUACACAAAAUCAACUGAAUCUUUCGCAACAGGUUAAUGCGGGCUAUGAAAUUCCAGCCCGCCUACGCACGUUGCACAACUUGGUGAUUCAAUACGCAUCUCAAAGUCGGUAUGAGGUGGCUGUGCCCUUAUGCAAACAGGCGCUGGAAGAUUUGGAAAAAACCAGCGGCCACGAUCAUCCAGAUGUAGCCACGAUGCUUAAUAUUCUAGCUCUUGUCUACAGAGAUCAGAAUAAAUACAAGGAAGCCGCCAAUCUUCUGAACGACGCCCUAACAAUUCGUGAGAAAACCCUGGGAGAAAACCAUCCGGCAGUGGCCGCCACUCUGAACAAUCUGGCUGUGCUUUAUGGGAAACGAGGCAAAUAUAAAGAAGCUGAACCCCUGUGCAAACGAGCACUGGAUAUCAGGGAAAAAGUGCUAGGCAAAGACCAUCCAGACGUGGCGAAACAACUGAAUAAUUUGGCUUUGCUCUGCCAGAAUCAGGGCAAAUACGAGGAGGUGGAAAAGUAUUAUCAGCGCGCAUUGGAAAUCUACGAAAAACGACUGGGCGCCGACGAUCCCAACGUCAGUAAAACCAUGAACAAUUUGGCCUCGUGCUAUCUGAAGCAGGGCAAGUACAAGGAGGCCGAAGUUCUCUACAAGCUAAUCUUAAACAGGGCCCACGAGCGGGAGUUCGGAACGAUCGAUGGGGACAACAAGCCGAUUUGGCAAGUGGCCGAAGAACGCGAAGAGAACAAGGCCCGGAAUCGCGAAAAUGCGCCCUAUGGAGAAUACGGCGGAUGGCACAAGGCGGCCAAAGUGGACUCGCCAACUGUUACAACCACUUUGAAGAAUCUGGGCGCGUUGUAUCGGCGUCAAGGCAAAUACGAAGCUGCCGAAACGUUGGAAGAUUGCGCCUUGAGAACAAGAAAAGAGCAUGUGCAACAACAGGCGCUCGACAUCGUAAAGCACUCGAAGGUGGGAAAUUUGCUAGCAGGCGAUGAGCGACGCAAAAGCGCCAAGACGUCGCGUAGAGGCUCCAGAGAAUCGCUGGAAAUGUCUUACGAUGGUGACGAGACGAAUCCAGCCCGAACUCCAGACACAGAGAAGAGCGGCCUGAAAACGAAAUUAUUUAAUGCCCUGGGAAUAAAUUCGCCAUUGAGCAAGCCAAACUCAUAGGUGCCCCCUUUAGAGCGAUUUCCCCAUUCAAAGAUCAAAUAUUAUUUAAAAGCAAAUAACGAACAAGCAUUUUUCUGGCAGUAGCUUUACAAGACGGAAAACUAUUUCUGGAAGAAUCCGCAAUAUGCUUUAGAGUCCUGAAGGUUUCGCGGCCGAUGGCAUACUCUAAGUAUUAUAAGUAAUAACUUUUAAGAAGUGUUGGUUUUCGCUAGAUGGAAACGAGCAUUUUGCGCCACUGAGUCUAACAUUUCUUAGCUGUUAAGUUUAAUAAUUGUUAGCAAGGUAGAAGAGGUUUAUGCAUGUUUCGUCAAUUAUUACAUAGCUUACUAAACAGAUAUCUCUUAAACAGCAUAAACUUAUAUUGGCGGUGAUUUUUUGUGAUAAUAUAUGAACAACACAGUUAUUAGGCUUUUGUUUAUUGCAAUCUGGCAAUAUUCCCUCAAGCUCUCAUUUGCGCCUGGAUGUGAACGCGAAUUUUCCCAGCUGAAAACAUUCCAUCUUCGCUACUUUCUCGUAAAGUUCGUGGUCUUUUAAUGCGUCCAGAGUUUUACUUUAUAUAAAAUCCUUAAUAUCUGAUGAAUCUAAUUGCGUUUUUUUUGAGUGAAACUCGAAUGCCAACGCUUUCAACACCAAAUUGCAGAGCAUCGUAUUGAGCAUCUGCGUUUUUUUUUUGUAUAUUUCUAAUCUUAAGCCAAGUUCCUUAAGUAUUAUUUAUUUUUUUACCCAGCGCAAAAUUGCUUUCGAAAUCGCACGCUUGAUAUAAAAAAUGAAACUUAAUGUCCCCGUCGUUCCCAUUUUGCUUGCUAGACCAGUUUUUAGUGCAAUUUUUUUUAAAUAUCAUUUCUCCCAAAAUGUAGCUUAAUUUUAUGUACAUUAAGACCAUAUGUGUAUAGCUGCAGUUUGUCAGAUUUGUUUAUAUAAUAAAUACGUUUUAUUGAUCAAA
Molecule: messenger RNA, 3174 nt
Organism: Dendroctonus ponderosae (mountain pine beetle)
Lineage: Eukaryota; Metazoa; Arthropoda; Insecta; Coleoptera; Curculionidae
Gene: Klc
Product: kinesin light chain
Exons: 13
Coding region: 510-2231 (573 amino acids)
Biological process (GO): microtubule-based movement
Cellular component (GO): membrane-bounded organelle; cytoplasm; kinesin complex
Molecular function (GO): kinesin binding
Source: RefSeq, a predicted model, not a curated record